AUGUCUUCUACUUUGACUCCAUCUGCCAGUGGUAUUAUUUCUACUACACAGAAAGCAGAUCUUUGGUCUAUACCUUCUGGAGAUCUUCCAACCAGGUGGUUCUCAGUUAAAAUUGUAGCUCUAAAGAAUCUGAUUAUUGGUUUUGUUUGUAUGUCUUUUCAAGUAAUAUUUAUAUUUCAAACCUACUAAUAAUUGUACCUUAGAUCAACAAACUAAAAUUCUACUUUCUGCUAAGAUCAAUUACUUGGAACAGGAACCAACUGGAUACUGUUGGCUAGUAAGAUCUGUGGACUCCAUGCUUGGCUUUCCAGACUUCUGGUCUCAGCUUGCCAAACCCCCUGGGAUAUCUUCUCAAUAUGCCAAAAAGUUUUCCAGCUAUAAUACCCAGGAUUACACUGCACUACUUUUUGCUAUGAGAAGUGGAGCUUUGAGGGCAGAAUGUACUACAGGAAGGAAGAGAUCUGCAUCUAAUCAAGCAUCAGGGGAGAUGCAGGUAGGUCUUAUUUCAUUGCAAGUUUUGAAUUCAAAAUAUUGACUAGAAAUAUUUUGUAGGAUAAAAGGACAAAAAGUGAGCCAGAGGGUAUAGAGGAUACAAGUGAACUGUCUUCUGAUGAGUUUUGGGAUGAUAAAGAAAUAGGAAAAGUUAUGGAGGGAGAACUGGAAAAAGUAGAAGAGCAAGCUGGUACAGAAAGUGUGGGACAAAGGGAGGAAGGAGAGAGAGUUGAGAACCAGACAAAAGAUAUAAAGGGUAAGUUUUAAAAAAGACAAAUUAUUAAAUUGUUAGAAGAUAGGCUAAUAAGAUACCAGAGUCUACAGAGUUUACAGAGACAGAGAGUUCUGUUUUUUAGGAGGAUGUUAUUACAGCUGCUGUAGGAAAAGGUACAUUGAAAAAUUCUACUUUCUUAAGUAGAAAGAAAAGACUAAAAAGAUAUUUACAGAGAAGGAAGUUGAUAUAUCUGACAAGAAAAAGAUAUCAUUAUUGUCUGAGAAUCAGAGAUUGUUUUUUCAUCAGGUAACUAUUCUCACUACUUUAAAUUUCUGACAAUAAUUAUCUUUCUAAUUUAAGAUUUAGUUAGCAGAAGGAAACCUGAAGCAUCCUUUAAAACCAGAGGAGCUUUGGACAAUUCCUACAAUCCAAAAAGAGGCAGUGAAUCAGAAAGGUCAAGGAAAGACUGAAAUUCAGGACCUGGAAGAGAUUGAAAAAACUGAGAGUAAGAUCUAAAAUAUUCUGAAAUAAGCUGAAGAGUGCUAACUAGAACUUAGGAUUACUACAAUCUUAUAAGUUUGAUCUUUUUCUAAAAAGAAAGCUAGAACAGUCACAUCAAAUUCUGGUUGAUAGAGAUUAUUAUCAGCACCAGAUGGCUAUUAAGGAGGAGGCAAUAGCAGAUAGGAGUAUUUUAGGUACACAGUUGAUUGAAUUACAGAAGGAGCAGGAAGAUAUAGACCAAAGGACUAUAGAAAUGAAGGAGAAAAUAGCUCAGUUAGAGAAGAAGUUAGGAGAAGAAGUAAGAACUAGAAAGAAGUUGGAAUUAAGGGAAGAGGGGGCAAGAGAAGCAAGUGCUAAGUUAGCAAACUUGAUUGAGAAAGCUAAUAUGCUAGCUAAAGGGCAAUUGAAGUAG
This is a messenger RNA of Tuber aestivum (summer truffle), 1619 nucleotides long. The record is from the annotation of a GenBank genome assembly. NCBI's taxonomy places the organism in Eukaryota, Fungi, Ascomycota, Pezizomycetes, Pezizales, Tuberaceae.